Molecule: messenger RNA, 1592 nt
Organism: Microbotryum saponariae
Lineage: Eukaryota; Fungi; Basidiomycota; Microbotryomycetes; Microbotryales; Microbotryaceae
Source: the annotation of a GenBank genome assembly
AUGCCGCUCCAAAACGACCGUGCAGAAAGCUCAACUCGGAUCGCAGGAUCGUUCUCCCUGCUCUCCUCCUCGACCGAUAUCGAUAUGGAUUUCACCCCUCAAGACCAACACGAAGCCGAGGCGCUCAUCACCGCCUGCUUGGACCUCGUUUCCUCCGACGAUCUGCACCGGAUCACACUUUCGGUCGAGCAAAGUCAGGUGCAUAGUUGGGUACAGGAUCGACAGGGCUGGACCGCCUUACACGCCGCCGCGGGUGAGUUACGAAUCCCGCGUUUUUCCAAACUGGUGGUGCGGUCGCCGCUCAUCAACAGUCGGCGACUUUUGAAAAAAAAAAAAAAAAAAAAAUCGGCCCCCCCCCCUUCUCCUGCGCUUUGUGUACUAGCUUCGGGUCAGGCCGAGUUGUGUACUUUCUUGCUGAGGAAGAGUAACGCGGUGUGGAAUAUGGUCGAUCAUCUCGGCUUCGUGAGUCGACUCGCUUGCUUCCAGACGCGCAGGAGACGAACUUUCAACGCACACGAACUUUGACACCUACCUAUACUCCACUUUAGACCGCGGGUGAUAUCGCCUACUCGAUGAACAACGCCGAAGCGUACCAAGUCUUACUCGCCGAAGGAGUCCGAGCCGAACUAUUGAAAUCGCUGAUGACGCCAAACGAUAUCGAAUCACCCGCAACCGAGACCGCUCCCAACGAAAAUCAAGACGAAACUCUCCUCCCAACAGACGGUUCAACACGUUUUGUGAAGCCCGUUAAGAGAUCCACCGCCUCGGAUAACGCGACUUUCCUCUCAUCUCGUCUCGAAUUCACCCACGAUUCUAAAGGUCAAGCCGUCGCGUUGGACGAGGAAGGGAAUGGGGUCAUGAUGGGCUGGGAGGAACCCAUCAUGAAGAGGACGGCCGAAUGGUUGUGUGAGCCGUUUGAGCAUCGCAGGCAGCGGUCCGGCGGGAAGGGGAAGGAGAGGGCGCUAGAGGAGGAAGAGGACGACGAAUUGGUGGUGUUGAAUGUGGGGUUCGGGUUGGGGAUUGUAAGUGAUCGUAGGAGACGACGCAGCAAGGACCGGGAUCAACUGGUUUAGUAUGUCCUUCACCAGAUCGACACCUACCUCCAAACCUAUCGCCCCACCACCCACCUCAUCAUCGAACCGCACCCCGACGUCUUGGCCUUUGCCUCUUCCCAAGGCUGGUUCACCAAACCCAACGUCCGCUUCUUCCACGGCACUUGGCAAGACUACCAACUCGCCCUAUCGGACGGAACCGAACCUUACCUCGCCUUUGACGCGAUCUACUUUGACACCUAUUCCGAACACUACUCGGACCUGCACCAAUUCUUCGACGUCCUGCCCGAUUGGUUGCGCGAUAGCUCUUCUCGUUUCUCCUUCUUCCACGGUCUAGGUGCGACCUCCCGAUCUUUCUACGACGUUUAUACCGAAGUGAGUGAGAUCCAUCUCCGGGAGAUUGGGUUGGAUACGCAGUGGGAGGAAGUGGAGGUGGGUAUGGGGGAAGGUGUGUGGGAAGCGACGAGGGAGGGGAAGAAGUACUGGGGGGAUGUAGGGCCCUUUAGGAUGCCGAAAUGUCGACUGGGGGGGAUGAUGUAA